AUGACAGAUUUGGGUACAUCAGCAGCUAAAGAAGCAAAAGAAUAUUUUUCUAAUAUGGAUCGUCAUCGUAUUAUAUUUAAAUAUGAAUCAAUAAAAGAUGAUUUUCCUAUACAAAUAGCAUUGAAUUGUACAUGUUUACAUGAUGGUGGUGGUGGUGGUGAUGCAGCUUCAGCACAUUAUAUAUGUACUCAACUGAAUGUUCUUCUUAUUGAUGCACAUGAUAUUGAGAUUAGUUAUUCAACUGAUAUUCCAUCUUAUAAUCCAUUAACAUUAAGUAAUAAUAAUAUGAAAUAUUAUAUUAAACAAGAAUGUGAACAACAACAUCAAUUAAAUAAUCCAAUAAGUCAACCAAAACAAUAUCCAGAUAAUUAUGAUGAUAUACGUGCUCUUAUUAAUGAUGUUUGUACUAAACUUGAUGGAACAUCUGUUGAAAUAACUAAUUUACUAAUUAUUCGGGUUGUUGUUCAAUUAUCAUUAGCAGCACAAUUCGCUAAAUUUAAUCAAUCUGAUCUUUAUAAAAUUUUUCAUUUACAACAAACAUUUAAAUUAACAAAUGUGGUUCUUUUUGAUCAUAAUGCUGUAAACAAAAAAAGAAAAUCUUUGGAAGAUUUAUAUGAAGAUGAUCUUCAUCAUUUUGAAGCUGAAUAG
Messenger RNA from Rotaria sp. Silwood1, 648 nucleotides. NCBI's taxonomy places the organism in Eukaryota, Metazoa, Rotifera, Eurotatoria, Philodinida, Philodinidae. The record is from the annotation of a GenBank genome assembly.